Molecule: messenger RNA, 1036 nt
Organism: Humulus lupulus (European hop)
Lineage: Eukaryota; Viridiplantae; Streptophyta; Magnoliopsida; Rosales; Cannabaceae
Product: transcription factor bHLH162-like
Exons: 3
Coding region: 49-738 (229 amino acids)
Biological process (GO): regulation of transcription by RNA polymerase II
Cellular component (GO): RNA polymerase II transcription regulator complex
Molecular function (GO): protein dimerization activity; RNA polymerase II transcription regulatory region sequence-specific DNA binding; DNA-binding transcription factor activity, RNA polymerase II-specific
Source: RefSeq, a predicted model, not a curated record
ACCAACCUCAUCAUCAUCUAGCUCCACACAAUUUUGAUACUAUUUCAUAUGGGUACUUUUGUGGUUGAGGACUUGGGAAAGAAAGAACCAGUAGUACUUAUGGAUAAUCAUCAUAAGCAGCACCAGCAGGGAACUCAGUCUUCUGCUGUGACCAAAAUUGAAAGAAGAAUUGUUGAGAAAAACAGAAGAAAUCAGAUGAAAGUCCUCUUUUCUAGGCUCAACUCUCUCCUCCCACCCGAAAAUUCCAAGGAGGCACUAACAUUGCCUGAUCAAGUGGACGAAGCCAUAAACUACAUAAAAAGCUUAGAGGCAAAUGUGAAGAAAAUCAAGGAAAAGAAGAAGAGCUUAAUGGGUAAAAAAAGAUCUUGUAGUUCGACUUUUCAAAACGACAACGUUAUGGGGAGCCUGAGAUCACCAAAGAUAGAAAUUCAUGAGAUGGGGUCGGUUCUUGAGAUAGUUCUCAUAACAGGCCAAGAUAAUCAGUUCAUUUUCUACGAGCUCAUUCGCAUACUUCAUGAAGAACGAGCUGAUGUCACAAAUGCCAAAUAUUCAGUCUUUGGUGACUCAAUUUUCCACGUAGUUCAUGCAGAGAUUGUGGAGUCUAUAUUUUCUUUUGGUGGUACGAAGAUAAGUGAGAGAGUGAGGAGAUUUGUGAGUGGAUCUUGUACUGAUGUAGAAUCAAAGGCAGAUCAAUGGUGGGAUGACUUUGAAAUCCAUCCUGAAAUGUUGGAGUUUUAAGUAUGUUAUAUUAAUCAUUACUAUAUUUUAUAUAUUUGGGCAAUAUGUAUACGUGCUUCAAAUAAGUUGUAUCGAUUCCCACAUAUAUAUUAUAUGUAAUUGGGUAUUUAUUGUAUCAAAUGCUAUGCUUUUAGGACUAUUGGAUAUUGAAUUUUUUCAACCGACUCAAUCCAAUUAACUACUGUUUCAACCGAUUUGAUACAAUCUAAUCCAAUCCAAUUAUCCAUUGGAUUGGAUUGGUUUUAUCCAUUGGAUAUGUCCCAUUGGUUAUAAAUUUGAUGAGAUUGGAUUCAUCCAA